Messenger RNA from Trichoderma aggressivum f. europaeum, 1824 nucleotides. RefSeq lists its product as uncharacterized. The transcript has a single exon. Bases 1 to 1824 code for a protein of 607 amino acids. Lineage: Eukaryota; Fungi; Ascomycota; Sordariomycetes; Hypocreales; Hypocreaceae. The record is from RefSeq and is a predicted model, not a curated record.
AUGCUCAAGCCGUCUCCUCGUACGCUUUGGGGCUGGCCGCUCUCUCGGCUAUCCCCUCGUCGCCUAAUCCUGCUGUCUCUAUUUGCGCUCCUCCUGAUUGGCAGCCUGACGUGGGCCCUUCCAGCCUCACCGGGCCCUUCUGCAUACGAGCACAACAUCUCUCUCCCUCGCCCUCGCCCUAGUGACGCGCCUCCUAGGGAACCCGAAGUCUCCCGCCCAUCACAGUCGUCACAGUCACCGCCGCCGCAAAAGGGCAGCGGAUACAAUGGCUCGUAUUGGUUGGCCGACGAGAGAGGGCUCUCGACCGCCUAUUCUAGCGCCAUCACGCUUGAUAAUGAGCGGAUCUUGCUUCCGCCGCUAAAGGCCCGACGGCCGAUCUAUUGUUAUCAUGCUACAACCAUGAAGAAAACAAAAGACGAAAGAGAUGCCGAACAAGAGCUGCUGCUGACAUGGCGCCGUGCUUGGUGGGCGCAAGGGUUCCGUCCGGUUAUCCUGGGUGCCGCCGAAGCCAAAAGCAAUCCUAUUUAUCAGCAAGUGCGGGAAAUGGCAGCAUCGUCUGAGCUGAGGGAAGAUCUCAUGAGAUGGCUCGCUUGGGACACUGUCAAUGGAGGCAUCUUAUCGGAAUUCACAGUCCUCCCCACGGUUCCUCGACAGGAUUCGCUCCUACUGCUCCUGCGACAAGGAGAAUACGCCAACUUGACGAAGUGGGCGGAUUUGGACGACGCAUUUCUCGUUGGACAAGAAGCCGAUGUUCGACUGGCAGUCCAGUCCAUUCUGCAGAAAGAAGGUAUAGACCAAGUGACAAGUGUCACUGCGGCUCUUUCAGAUGAUGCCAUCACAGUAGACGGGACAAAAACACCGCUUGCUUACUACAGCUCCAAGGUCAUCGACAACAAGUAUGCCCAAGUAAUCAGCAAAGGACGCAGGGCGGAAACUCUCCGCAAUCUGAACAAGCUCAUCAACUAUCAUCUUCUAGUUGCCUGGCAGAAUACCUUUCCCGAUGGCAUCGAGAUCGUCAAGCCACACCCGCAGCAUGCGACAGCUAUGCUGGCCGGCGCCUUGAAGCUUGCCAAGUCUCUGUCCUCUUGUCCUGCAUCUCCAAUGCCAUCCACAUGCCCUCCUAAUCUACCUCAUUGCUUUCCCUGCGUGGCGUCGCCCAUGGCCGUUUCUACUCCUUCACGUCUUCGCAAGUCUCCUCAGGUUUUUACAAUUGGCGUUGUCCCGCAUCCAUGGUCCUUUGCAUUGGUAGAUAAUCUUCGGGAGUCUAUCAACGUCACCUGGAUCCUAGAUUCACCCCGGGAUCCGUGGCUCAGUGCUGUCACCCUAGCGUAUCUUGGUUCUGGAGUGUCUUCGCAUCGCAGAGUUGUGCGAUUUAAAGAGCUUGUGGCUGACGAGGCUGACUCGGUUCGCUCUCUGUGGCUUUUAGCAGAGGAUGAAGUGCCUGGUGAUAUGGACUGGUAUUUUGGAUUCACCUUGCCCGAAAAGUCCAUGAGUGAUGGGAAAUCUCGGAGUCCCGUUCCCGCUGAUCGCUUGCCGAAAGAAGAUGAGGAGCCAGACCGGGUCAAUGGACCUGUUGCUUCGGACGAAGAGGUCGCCCGUGAGCGAGCUAUACUUGACAGAGCAAAGAGCGUCAUCAUGAUGAACAAGCCAUCGAACAACAGGACCAAAUCACGAGCCUCGCUCGAGGCCUGGAAUAUGGCCGAUACAGAAGCCUGGCGGUUCACAAGAGCCUUCAACGCGCGACGCUUCUUGGAGCGUGAAGAGUGGCAAAAGGAGACAUUGUCAACGUCUGGGAUCGAAAGCAGCCUCAGAGCCCACGACUAA